Molecule: messenger RNA, 1376 nt
Organism: Haliotis rubra (blacklip abalone)
Lineage: Eukaryota; Metazoa; Mollusca; Gastropoda; Lepetellida; Haliotidae
Product: zinc finger FYVE domain-containing protein 21-like
Exons: 9
Coding region: 9-665 (218 amino acids)
Molecular function (GO): metal ion binding
Source: RefSeq, a predicted model, not a curated record
UGGAAAACAUGGCGGCGACUGGGGAAAAGAAACUUGUACGUUCCCACAGUGGUUUGCGUAUGGUUUGCAUGAAUGCAAAUGACACCAGUCCAUUUACGUUACCAGAACCUCAAUGGAUCCCGGAUGCAGACAUGGGAUUCUGCAUGAACAGAAACUGUCAAGCCAAAUUUGAUUUCAUGAAGAGAAGGCAUCACUGUCGACGUUGUGGGAAGGUCUACUGCAAUACCUGCUGUGAUAAGAAGUUGCCACUCCCUCGCAUGUGCUUUGUUGACCCAGUGCGGCACUGCAAUAACUGCUACGAAAAUACUUUUAAGGAGAAUGAAUUCUAUGAUAAACAUCUGAAAACCCUGCUGACAGGAGGUCAGUUCCUGAUGCUGGACCAGGAUGAAAACUCUGACAACUCAGAAUCCUUCCUUUGUAAACUCUCCAACAAUCACAGACUCUUACAGGUUGUCACUACAGACAUUGAUACUCAAGAUGAGGAAGGCAACAAGAUGGGCACAGGGAUCGCUUUGAGGUACAAGGACAACUAUGAGGACAGUCAGACAGUCAAGAUGGAGGUGAUUGAUGGCAGCAACAAGAAACAGGGCAUGACGUGGGUGGCAGCCAUGCAGAAGGCCUUCAAGAUGAUAUACGAAUCUCGAACCUCCUCCUCGUCACCUUGAUGUCAGCCUUGAACAAGGGGAGAUAAUGUCAACUUUCACUGAGCACAUAGAAUCCUGGUUUGGAUUUGUGCAAGAAUUCUCAUGUCCUGAAAACACUCAAGAGUUGAUAUUUUGUUUUUAACUCCAUUGAUCUGUCAGAAUACAGCUGACUGAAGAGCAUAUGAAUUCCUUAAAACAGUACAGUGUAUUAUUUGUGCAAACCUGAUUUGUUCAGCUGUUGGAAGUAGUUUAUUUAUCUCAGUUUUGUAUGUAUAUUCUUUGCUUUGAUUUUAAAGUGUCACCUGUAUCAAAUCCAUAAUUCAAACAGAUUAUGACAUAUGGAGAGCUAAUAUAAUUCACGAAUGCUUCAGUGUUUGGGACUUAAUGUGAUAAUGAUAAAUGAUGAGAGGUGACCAGGUUGAUGCCUAUCACUGUUGAUCAGUGUUAAUGUUGUCAGUCACUGAAAUGUCUAGUCCAGCGUCGAUCUUUUGCAGACUGUGUCAUACAGCUGAAAUAUUGAAAUAAACAACAAACAAACACAGGGUUAUACUUCAGCAUUGUGUAGGCUAAUAUCACUACAGAAUGGCUUUGUUUACACAGUGGUCUUAUGCCAUCCUUAAUUAGUUUCAUGAUGAGUUAUAGGUCUUUAUGGUCUAAUUUCGGCUCUGUGGUCUUACAAUACCAGAGGCAGUGGGGUAGCCUAGUGGUUAAAGCAUUCGUUGUCAUGCUGAA